Ananas comosus (pineapple) is the source of this 1356-nucleotide messenger RNA. Its product is annotated as pseudouridine-5'-phosphate glycosidase. Gene Ontology annotation, molecular function: pseudouridylate synthase activity. The coding region runs from base 138 to 1130 and encodes 330 amino acids. The record is from RefSeq and is a predicted model, not a curated record. NCBI's taxonomy places the organism in Eukaryota, Viridiplantae, Streptophyta, Magnoliopsida, Poales, Bromeliaceae. The transcript is spliced from 13 exons.
UACCCGAACAUCCGCCUCGCUCUUUUUCUCUCUCUCUCUCUCUCUCUCUACGCCCGAAGACCCCCCCGGCAACGCUCUUCUGUCUUCACCGUCCGCAACACUCCCGGCAGCGCAUUCUUUGCCGUUCGCAUAUCUCGAUGGAACUCCGGCAGCCGCGCUUUCAGCAGGAUUACAUUGGAUCUGGGCAUGUGAAAAUAGCACCGGAAGUUUAUGACGCUCUUGCACGUGGGAAAGCUGUUGUUGCUCUCGAGUCUACGAUAAUCUCUCAUGGCAUGCCUUAUCCACAAAAUUUUCGGACUGCAAAAGAGGUGGAGGCUAUUGUGCGAGACAAUGGAGCAAUUCCUGCAACUAUUGCCAUCUUAGAUGGCACUCCAUAUAUCGGCCUAAACGAUGAACAACUGGAGAGGUUGGCAGUUCUUGGAAGAAAAGUACGGAAGACAGCUCGCAGGGAUAUUGCAUAUGUAGUUGCUGCUGGUGGCAAUGGUGCAACAACUGUUUCUGCAUCUAUGUUUUUUGCUGCUAAGGUUGGUAUACCAGUUUUUGUUACCGGUGGAAUUGGAGGAGUGCAUAGACAUGGGGAACAAACUCUAGACAUUUCAUCCGAUCUUACCGAACUUGGAAAGACUCCGGUAGCAGUUAUCUCAGCUGGUGUAAAGUCAAUUUUGGAUAUUCCUCGAACCCUUGAAUAUUUGGAAACUCAUGGGGUCACAGUUGCUACUUAUAAAGCAGACGAAUUUCCUGCGUUUUUCACUGAAUCUAGUGGAUGCAAGGUGCCUUGUCGUCUAGAUAAUCCGGAGGACAGUGCUAAGCUCAUAAAUGCAAACUUGAACUUAAAACUUGGAUCUGGAAUUCUAAUUGCAGUGCCAAUUCCUAAAGAGUAUUCGGCUUCAGGAAAUAUCAUAGAGUCUGCAAUACAAAAGGCAGUUCAGGAAGCAAUGGAAAAUAAUGUAGCAGGCAAUGCAGCCACCCCAUUCUUACUUGCCCGAGUGAAUGAGCUGACUGGAGGUGCAUCUUUAACGGCCAAUAUUGCACUUGUGAAGAACAAUGCUCUCGUGGGUGCAAAAAUUGCGGUGGCGCUUGCUCACCUUAGACAAAGUACAAAUAACAGUUUUGCAAGGUCAGCAUUGUAGAGUGCACUAUGCGGACUACAUGUUGUACAGUUUAGAUUUAUUCUUAAAUCUUAAUCCUUUAAUUUAAGUGUAUUUAAACUGUGUGCCAGAAAAAUGUGUUCAGAUCUGAAAAUUUUUGUUGCAGUAUUUGUGCAGCAGAUGAUUCCAUGUAAUUUAUUUUUCUUUAUUUCUUGGACUUUUUUAAUGAAAGUUUAGCAUGAUCAAGUAACUGGCUAAAUUAUUCAUA